Mauremys mutica (yellowpond turtle) is the source of this 3926-nucleotide messenger RNA. RefSeq names its product retinal guanylyl cyclase 1-like. Gene Ontology annotation, molecular function: ATP binding; peptide receptor activity; protein kinase activity. The transcript is spliced from 19 exons. The record is from RefSeq and is a predicted model, not a curated record. NCBI's taxonomy places the organism in Eukaryota, Metazoa, Chordata, Testudines, Geoemydidae. Gene Ontology annotation, biological process: protein phosphorylation; intracellular signal transduction; cGMP biosynthetic process. The coding region runs from base 1 to 3264 and encodes 1087 amino acids.
AUGGCUCCUGCCUGGAUUGGCUUCCACAGGUUCCUUCUGCGCCUCUCCAACCACCCCAGGUGGGGACGGCGGCGGCCCCAGGCUCCCCUGCUCUGGCUCCUGCUCCUGGGCUGGCCCGCCUGGGUCCAGCUGGCCACCUUCAAGGUGGGGGUGAUGGGGCCCUGGGCCUGCGACCCCAUCUUCGCCCAGGCCUUGCCCGAGGUGGCCGCCCAGCUGGCCGUUGGGCGGCUCAACAGAGACCCCACCGUGAACCAGGGCUACUGGUUCGACUACGUGCUGCUGAACGAGGAGUGCCAGACCAGCCAGGCGCUGGUGGCCUGGGUCAACGCCGAGCGUUACGCCUCCGGCUUCGUGGGGCCGCUCAACCCGGGGGCCUGCGGGGCGGCCGGGCCGCUGGGCCGGGCCUGGAACAAGCCAAUCUUCUCCUGGGCCUGCCAGAACGGGGACGCCGAGGUGGAGCGGUGGGGCACCUUUGCCCGGCCCCUGCCCCGGGCCUCGUCCGUCCUCUACGCCGUCCUCAAGUUCUUCCGCUGGGCCCACGUGGCCGUGGUCACCUCCCGGCAGGACCUGUGGGUGGAGGUGGGGCAGGGCCUGGCCAGCUCCCUGCGCGAGUUCGGCUUGCCCGUGGGCGUGGUGACCACCAUGGAGCCCGGGGCCGACGGGGCCCGCAAUGCCCUGCGGAAGGUGCAGCGGGCCGACAACGUCAGAGUGGUGGUGAUGUGCAUGCACUCGGUGCUGCUGGGCGGGGAGGACCAGCGCCUCCUGUUGGAGAAGGCCGAGGACCUGCGCAUGACGGACGGCACCUUCGUCUUCAUCCCUUACGACGCGCUGACCUACAGCCUGCCCUACCGCCGGACUCCCUACCCCGUGCUGGGUAACAGCACCAAGCUGCGGCUGGCCUACGACGCCGUGCUCACCGUCACCGUCGACGCCCCCGAGCGCGGCUUCCGCGAGGCUUUCCAGGACGCCCAGCAGGCGCGCGAGCUGCCGGCUCACCUGGACCCCGCGCAGGUGCACCCACUCUUUGGCACCAUCUACAACUCCAUCUACUACCUGGCCAAGGCGGUGGAGCGCACUCGGCAGGCCGGCCGCUGGGUGAUGGGCUCCAGCGUCGCUGAGCACGCCCGGGACUUCCAACUGGAUGGCUUCUGCCAGCCGCUGGCGGCCGACGAGGACGGCGACCCCCUGGUGAGCUACAUCAUCCUCGACACAGACGGCAAAGGGAACCGCCUCUGGCCCACCUACAGCGUGUCCAUGGGGCCCGAGGGGCUGCGCUACGUGGGGCACACCAUCCACUGGCCCCACAGCGCCAGCCCCAGCACCGACUCGAGCUGCUGGUUCGACCCAACGUCCGUCUGUUCCGGGGGGGUGGACCCCAGCUUCAUCCUGCUCCUGUUCAUCCUGGUUUCCAGCUUGAUCGUUGCGGGAACGGUUCUUGCUUACUACGUCAGGCGCCGGAUCCUGCACGCCCAGCUGAUGAAAGGGCCCAACAAGAUCAUUCUGACCAUGGACGACUUGACGUUCAUCCACACCCAGAGCAGCAACAAAAAGAUGGACGACAGCCGCACCAGCCUGGCGGGGAGGAGCGUCUCCGACAUGAGGAGCUUCAAGAGCCUGGCAGCUGCCCCCGACAACACCAACGUGGCGGUCGCCGAGGGUGACUGGGUUUGGCUGAAGAAGUUCCCAGGGGACAAGCACACGGAGAUCAAGCCGGCCACCAAAACCAGCUUCUGCAAGCUCCGGGACCUGCGGCACGAGAACGUGAACCUGUUCCUGGGCUUCUUCUACGACUGCGGGGUGUUCGCCAUUGUCUCGGAGCACUGCUCCCGCGGCAGCCUGGAGGACCUCAUCCGCAACGAGGACAUGAAGCUCGACUGGAUGUUCAAGUCGUCCCUGCUCAUCGACCUCAUCAAGGGGAUGAAGUACCUCCAUCACCGGGACGUGGUCCACGGGCGGCUGAAAUCGCGGAACUGCGUGGUGGAUGGGCGUUUUGUGCUGAAGGUGACGGACCACGGCUUCAAUGAGCUCCUGGAGGCCCAGAAGAUCCCACAUAACCCACCCAGGCCUGAAGAGCGGUUCUGGACGGCGCCGGAGCUGCUGCGGGACCCGACGCUGGAGCGCAAGGGGACCUUCCGCGGGGACGUCUACAGCAUUUCCAUCAUCAUGCAGGAGGUGAUCUGCCGCAGCGCCCCCUACUGCAUGCUGGACAUGCCGGCCGAUGAGAUCAUCCGGAAGGUGGAGAAGCCGCCCCCGCUGUGCCGUCCCUCGGUCUCGGUGGACCAGGCCCCGCUGGAAUGCAUCCAGCUGAUGAAGCAGUGCUGGAGCGAGCAGCCCGAGCGGCGGCCGACCAUCGACCAGAUCUUUGACCAGUUCAAGAACAUCAACAAAGGGCGGAAGACCAACAUCAUCGACUCCAUGCUGCGCAUGCUGGAGCAGUACUCCAGCAACCUGGAGGAUCUGAUCCGGGAGCGGACGGAGGAGCUGGAGAUCGAGAAGCAGAAGACGGACAAGCUGCUCACCCAGAUGCUGCCACCGUCGGUGGCGCAGGCGCUGAAGAUGGGGACGCCGGUGGAGCCGGAGUACUUCGAGGAGGUGACGCUCUACUUCAGCGACAUCGUGGGCUUCACCACCAUCUCGGCCAUGAGCGAGCCCAUCGAGGUGGUGGACCUGCUCAAUGACCUCUACACCCUCUUCGACGCCAUCAUCGGCUCCCACGACGUCUACAAGGUGGAGACCAUCGGAGACGCCUACAUGGUGGCCUCGGGGCUGCCCCAUCGGAACGGGAACCGGCACGCGGGCGAAAUCGCCAACAUGUCGCUGGACAUCCUGAGCGCCGUCGGCUCCUUCCGCAUGCGCCACAUGCCCGACGUGCCCGUCCGCAUCCGCAUCGGCCUGCACUCCGGGCCCUGCGUGGCUGGUGUGGUAGGGCUCACCAUGCCCCGGUACUGCCUCUUCGGGGACACCGUCAACACCGCCUCCCGCAUGGAGUCCACCGGCCUGCCUUACCGGAUCCACGUGAACAUCCGCACGGUCACCAUCCUGCAUUCGCUGAAGGAGGGAUUCAGACUGGACGUUCGAGGCAAGACAGAGCUCAAGGGCAAAGGCGUAGAAGACACGUACUGGCUGGUGGGACGAGACGGAUUCAACAAACCCAUCCCCACGCCCCCCGACCUGCAGCCGGGGGCGAGUAACCACGGCAUCAGCCUGGAUGAGAUCCCCGCAGACCGGCGGAAGAAGCUGGAGAAAGCCCGGCAGAACAAGUAGCGAGGGAGGCCAGCGAGCGGGAGGCCGGGCUGGGCGGCGAUCCGUGGCCAACACCACCUGACACUUCCCGGCCAGUCCCUGUGGGGCAGAGUCAAAUUGCUCCCCCCCUUUGCCCCCACCACGCCCUGUGGAAGGAAGAUGGGCCGGGCCGGGCGGGCAACUCGUGCCGGUCGCCGGAAAUGGACUCAUCUUUUCGUGCGCUGGUCCCACCCCCCCCCAGGUGCAUUGUGGGACUGUUGGCUUUGUAGCGGAAGAUCCAGGUGCAUUAUGGGACUUCGGCCCACCUGGAAUUUCCAUGCACCUCCUACGACAAAGCACCAGGUGCGUUAUGGGACUUUGGCCAACCUGGGAUCUGCCGUUCACCUCCCACCAAGGACCCCAGGUGCAUCAUGGGACUUCAAUCAACCUGGGAAUUCACGUUCAUUCCGGUAAUGGGCAGCGUCCCCUGGGACCUGCCGUUCUCCCCGUUUUCUUCAGGGAUUCAGACGGUACCACUGCGAGGAGACGGGGCUGGGCGGGUGAUUUGUUCCUACCCUAAUUGCUUUCUGCAGAGAACCCCGGACGGACAAGAGCGGGGAAUGGAGCGAUGCCCCCAUGGGGUUACCGCAGUUUGCUGGCAGAGUGCUGGGGGAUUAGCCCCCUUUAGGGGGCGCCGGCUCCCG